AUGACGACGACCACGAUCAGCUCACUGAUCAGGUUCCACCUUCAUAUGUACGGUAUAUGGCCACACGCGUCGAACGUUGUGGUCAGAUUAUAUUGGAUUAUAAUAUUGAGCACGAUUCAAGUCUUCCAGUACCAAUACGUAGUGGUAAACAUUCAUAUGGACGACUUCGUCGAGUACAUAGAUGCAGUGAGCAGUGCGAUCACAAUUUCUUUAUUGUAUAUUAAGCUCGUUGUCUUUUGGACCCAUGAACGAACGUUUCUCGAUCUAAUACAAACGAUGUCUGUGGACUGGCAAGAUUACACCUUGAACCACAAUAGCUUGCGCAUAAUGACGAAAGGGGCGAAUCUUGCACAUCGUGCCUCAAGGUGGAUCGUUAGCUUGCAAGUACUUUCCGUACUUUUCUACGGUGCCGGUGUCCUCGCCACUAACGCAAGUCCCGAAAGAUCAGAGCUGUUCAAGAAAGGUCUUAUUCUGAAAAUGGAGCUGCCAUUCAACAUUAGCACAAAUUUUAUCUACACGACAGUUCAGACUUUUCAAUUUUAUCAUAUGCUGUUAAUUGCCGGCGGUAUUACGUCUACCAAUUCACUUCUCGUCACUCUGGUAAUUCACAUCUGUGGCCAAAUUGACAUUCUUCGAGAAAAAUUGGUAAACAUUUUCUCCAAAUGUUCGGCGUAUUCGGACGAGUUUACAGAUGAAAUUACACUGCGUACAUUGAUUCUCAACCAUCAACGUAUCAUUUUAUUUGCGGAAAAUAUCGACACUCUUUACACGUUUAUCUCAUUAAUGAUGCUUUUAUCUGACACCAUUAUCAUAUGCUGCUUAGGAUUUAUUAUCGUCACCUCGCUCGACACACCCAAUGCCGCAGCGAUUUUGGUAAAAUGCGUGAUAUUCUACAUCUCGAUAAAUUUCGAGACAUUCAUAUACUGUUUCGCCGGCGAAUAUCUGAGUGCUAAGAGCAAAAUGAUUGGAAGUGCGGCAUACGAUUCUCUCUGGUACAAUUUUCCAGCUAAGGAAAGUCAAAAUAUAUUGUUCCUCAUCGUGAGAUCGCAGAAAAGAUUGACAAUCACAAGUGGAAAAAUCGUCGACCUUUCGUUAGAGCGAUUUACCAGUGUAGUAAAGGCAUCGUUGUCGUAUAUAUCAGUACUGUUGGCAAUGUACUGAAAAUAGAUGGUGUAUUGAAAAUGGUUAUAACACUAACAUGGAGCAAUAGUAAGUAGAAAGCAGAAUUUAGUAAGAAGAAAAUGAAUAUAUAUUUAAAACCUGAAAUAUUUAGACACUAACACCCUGUCACGGCUCU
Messenger RNA from Vollenhovia emeryi, 1297 nucleotides. Its product is annotated as odorant receptor 22c-like. Gene Ontology annotation, biological process: sensory perception of smell; detection of chemical stimulus involved in sensory perception of smell. Lineage: Eukaryota; Metazoa; Arthropoda; Insecta; Hymenoptera; Formicidae. The record is from RefSeq and is a predicted model, not a curated record. Bases 1 to 1161 code for a protein of 386 amino acids. Gene Ontology annotation, molecular function: olfactory receptor activity; odorant binding. Gene Ontology annotation, cellular component: plasma membrane. The transcript is spliced from 6 exons.